CCGUGGAUAUUGAAUCAACUAACUUAACCGUUUUGCAAUAAAAUAAAGUCCCGUUUGUUAGUAGCUUGAAGGAAAACAUGGCGGGUGUCAUCGCUAGAUGCACUCAACUUCCAAGGAGACAAUUAGGUCUCCUAGGAGCAGUUCUUACUAAUCAACAACAGAAGAACUAUACCAAUGCUGUACCAGAAGGAAAGAAAGUUGGAGGUAAUCUAUCAGACGAGGACAGGAUCUUCACCAACCUCUAUGGUCGACAUGACUGGAGAUUGAAGGGAUCAUUACAGCGUGGUGAUUGGUACAAGACAAAAGAGAUUUUGGACAAGGGUGCAGACUGGAUAAUAAAUGAGAUCAAAGUAUCAGGUCUGCGAGGUCGUGGAGGUGCAGGUUUUCCCUCAGGAAUGAAAUGGUCUUUUAUGAACAAACCCUCUGAUGGAAGGCCAAAAUAUCUAGUGGUAAAUGCAGACGAAGGUGAACCAGGAACAUGUAAGGACCGAGAAAUUCUCCGCCAUGAUCCCCACAAGCUAGUAGAAGGGUGUUUGAUAGCUGGAAGAGCAAUGGGUGCUUGUGCAGCAUAUAUUUAUAUCAGGGGCGAGUUUUACAACGAGGCAUCAAACCUUCAAGUCGCAAUCGCUGAAGCUUACCAAGGUGGACUCAUUGGAAAAAACGCCUGUGGAUCCGGCUAUGAUUUUGAUAUUUUUGUGCAACGAGGAGCUGGUGCCUACAUUUGUGGGGAGGAAACUGCAUUAAUCGAAUCUAUUGAAGGAAAGCAAGGAAAGCCCAGACUCAAGCCUCCUUUCCCUGCUGAUGUCGGACUCUUUGGAUGCCCCACAACCGUCACCAAUGUUGAGACUGUAGCUGUCUCACCGACUAUCUGUCGUCGAGGUGGAACAUGGUUUGCAUCUUUUGGACGUCCACGUAACAGCGGUACAAAAUUGUACAAUAUAUCUGGACAUGUAAAUAAGCCUUGUACGGUUGAGGAAGAAAUGUCUGUGCCGCUUAAAGAGUUGAUAGAAAAACAUGCAGGGGGAGUAAUCGGAGGAUGGGAUAAUUUGUUAGGUGUCAUUCCAGGGGGAUCAUCGACGCCGAUCAUACCCAAGACGGUCUGCGAUGAGGUCCUCAUGGAUUUCGACGACCUAGUAAGGGUACAAAGUUCUUUUGGUACCGCCGCCGUUAUUGUAAUGAACAAACAGACAGAUGUUAUCAAGGCCAUAGCUCGUUUAAUAAGUUUUUACAAACACGAGUCAUGCGGACAGUGCACACCAUGUAGAGAGGGUAUUAACUGGAUGCACAAAAUAAUGUGGAGAUUUGUCGAGGGAAAUGCAGAGGAGCACGAGAUUGACAUGUUAUGGGAGAUCAGCAAGCAGAUCGAACUGCAUACAAUCUGUGCUUUGGGAGAUGGUGCUGCGUGGCCUGUUCAAGGUUUAAUCCGACAUUUCAGACCUGAAAUCGAAAGUCGCAUACAAAAGUUCAAAUGUGCAGCAUCCAAUUAAUUAAAUGAGCUAUCGCUUCAUUUACGCUCUAGAUGAUUUUUAUUUAUUUUUUUUUCCUCCUGUGAAAAGUAAAGAUAGAAUUAAAGCUGAAAAAAGUCAUGUAUUUAUCCAACAAGGAUUUCGGUCUGGUAGAACAAAACAAGCACGCUGGAAUGCCAAUAGUGGCGACUGCUGUGCAGUUUUACCUGGCAUGUAAUGAGUAAUAAUUAUGAUCAUGAUGAAUAAUAAUAAAAAUAAACUCUAGAUAAAAAUUAAAAAAAAAAAAAAA
This is a messenger RNA of Athalia rosae (coleseed sawfly), 1755 nucleotides long. It is a transcript of the gene ND-51, whose product is annotated as NADH dehydrogenase [ubiquinone] flavoprotein 1, mitochondrial. The coding region runs from base 78 to 1487 and encodes 469 amino acids. The transcript has 6 exons. The record is from RefSeq and is a predicted model, not a curated record. NCBI's taxonomy places the organism in Eukaryota, Metazoa, Arthropoda, Insecta, Hymenoptera, Athaliidae. Gene Ontology annotation, biological process: mitochondrial electron transport, NADH to ubiquinone. Gene Ontology annotation, molecular function: 4 iron, 4 sulfur cluster binding; NADH dehydrogenase (ubiquinone) activity; NAD binding.